UGUUCUUUGACCUCACCUCAGGAGCGUAGCGAAGUAGCAGCAGCCAAAAUGGCGGUUAAACCACUGUAUGCUUCAACAAGCAAAAUAGUCUGCGAAAUGACCGUUGGGCCAGAACACAUCAACGCCAAGGGUACGUUGCAUGGAGGACAAACAGCUGCACUUACUGAUAUUGUCACUGCUCGAUUACUUGGUCUUACUAUCAGAGAUCAUCCACUGGCAUCGAUUGAAAUCUCAGUCAGCUACUUCCUUCCGGUCAAGCUCGGUGACGUUGUUGAAAUAACCGCUUAUGUACUUAAACUCGGCCGAAAUGUAGCCUUCACAGAAGCAGAAUUUCGGCGAAAAUCCGAUGGAAAGCUAGCGGCAAAGGGUCGUCAUACUGUCGCGAUUCUUCCAAAACAGGCGCAAGCUAUCGAAGGGGCCAAAGUGGCGCAGUUUUAG
Molecule: messenger RNA, 438 nt
Organism: Haemonchus placei
Lineage: Eukaryota; Metazoa; Nematoda; Chromadorea; Rhabditida; Trichostrongylidae
Source: the annotation of a GenBank genome assembly